This is a messenger RNA of Branchiostoma floridae (Florida lancelet), 729 nucleotides long. Its product is annotated as protein N-lysine methyltransferase METTL21A-like. The transcript has 5 exons. Gene Ontology annotation, cellular component: cytosol; cytoplasm. Gene Ontology annotation, biological process: peptidyl-lysine methylation. The coding region runs from base 1 to 729 and encodes 242 amino acids. NCBI's taxonomy places the organism in Eukaryota, Metazoa, Chordata, Leptocardii, Amphioxiformes, Branchiostomatidae. Gene Ontology annotation, molecular function: protein-lysine N-methyltransferase activity. The record is from RefSeq and is a predicted model, not a curated record.
AUGUCCUCAGAGAAUUCGAAGGAGAGGGCACAGGAGUUAAUGAGAAAGAGGUGCAGGAUGAGACCGUAUUAUUUCGUCGGCAGGGAGAUCGUCAUUUGGGAAAGAGAUGUUGGCGAGAACACGGAAGAGGCCAUCGGGAAAAGGAUCUGGCCAGGGGGUGAGGCGUUUGCCGAAUACCUUGAGUCUGGUGAGCUUUCAUUGGAAGACAAGAAGGUCAUCGAGUUGGGAGCCGGCACCGGCUUGGUUGGAAUCGUUGCGAGUCUCCUCGGCGCUGACGUCACCAUCACCGACCUUCCCGACAUCCUCCCCUGUACGGCUGAGAACGUGACGUCCAACACGAUGGAAGGACAGAGCUGUGUGCGCCCCCUAACGUGGGGAAAGAACCUUGCAGCAUUUCCAACAUACGGCGUCCAUUACGAUUACGUCAUCGGGAUCGAAGUUGUGUACAUCGAAGACGUUUUCCAAGAUCUCAUCACCACCAUCAAAUACCUGAGUGAUAAAGAUACGCGGAUCCUGAUUGGCUACCAGAUCAGGGUCAAGGAAAGGGACAGAGCUGCACUGGUCCUUCUUGGCGCCAUCAUCUUCUUCAGGAGGACCGUUUUGUACCAGGGUUUCCACAACGACGACGAGGAAGAAGACACGCCUUACGUUAACGACAAGAAGAUCAUGGAAGCCCUACCAUCCUGUCAAACGAUUGAGCAAGCAGCGGUAGAAGACACUGAACAGUGA